AUGCUCAUUGCCCAAGAAGCUGGUGCAAUGACACUUGGUAGAGGUAAGUAUGAUCCCGAAAAAUUUCGUGAGUUAGUUGUCAUGCAUGAUCUACCUUUUAGUUUUGUUGAAUAUGCGGGAAUAAGGUCUCUAUUUCAGUACUUGCACCCUCAAAUUCAAUUGGACUCUAGAAAUACUGCAAAGGCUUACGCUUUAAAGUUUUACAAGAAGGAAAAGCUUCGAAUUAAAUGCAUGUUAGAGGCUACUCUAGGUAGAAUUAGCUUUACUUCUUAUGCAUGGAGUUCUUUGACUAGUGAUGGAUAUGUGUUUAGUGUGACAUUAGAUAAUGCUUCUGUGAAUGGGGUUUCUGUUGACAUGUUAAGAGAGCAACUAGUUGUGAAAGGGGUUCUUGUACACAAUGGCAAUCUAUUUCCCAUGCGAUGUUGUGCACAAAUACUAAAUUUAGUUGUUCAAGAGGGUUUGAAGCAGAUUGAUGAUUCUAUUGUUAAGAUCCGUGAUAGUGUCAAAUAUGUCAAGGGACCCCAAGUGAGGAAGCAAAAGUGGAACUCGACAUAUCUUAUGCUUGAAAGUGCUCUUUACUAUCGCCGUGUAUUUCAACAUUUAGAGUUGAGUGAUUCAAACUACAAGCAUUGUCCUUCUAGUGCCGAGUGGGAUAAAGUUGAAAAGAUUAAAACUUUUUUGAAGUUGUUCUAUGAUGCAACUCUUAAAUUUUCUAGAACAAAGUAUCCCACUGCCAACUUGUACUUCCCUUCCAUUUGGCAUUGUUGCUUCAUGUUGAAACAAUAUUCAGAAGGUGAUGAUGAGUACUUAAAGUAUAUGGCAACAGCAAUGUGGGGCAAGUUUCAAAAGUAUAGGUCUCAAUUCCAUCUUACCUUGGCUUUAGCAUGUGUUCUAGAUCCUCGUUUUAAGCUUGGGCUUGUUGAGUUCAGUUACAAAAAGCUUUAUGGAGAUGAUUGUCUUGAAUGCAUAUCAAUGAGGAAAUUUGAUGAGAUGUCUUCAGUUGAGUCUACUACCGCAUCACAGAAAUCAGAGCUUGACCUUUAUUUGGAUGAGCCAAGACUGGCUAGGACCGCGGAGCUUGAUAUCCUUUCCUUUUGGAAAUCAAACCAAUUUCGAUAUCCAGCACUAGUUUCUAUGGCUUGUGAUAUAUUGGCUAUCCCUGUUUCAACAGUUGCUUUUGAAGCUACAUUUAGUGUUGGUAGUGAGUUCUUAAUUCAUUUCGUAGCUCACUUAAACCGAAGAUAG
This is a messenger RNA of Morus notabilis, 1245 nucleotides long. Its product is annotated as zinc finger BED domain-containing protein RICESLEEPER 2-like. The record is from RefSeq and is a predicted model, not a curated record. The coding region runs from base 1 to 1245 and encodes 414 amino acids. Gene Ontology annotation, molecular function: protein dimerization activity; DNA binding. The transcript is spliced from 4 exons. Lineage: Eukaryota; Viridiplantae; Streptophyta; Magnoliopsida; Rosales; Moraceae.